This is a messenger RNA of Protobothrops mucrosquamatus (brown spotted pit viper), 5127 nucleotides long. It is a transcript of the gene PPFIA4, whose product is annotated as PTPRF interacting protein alpha 4. The transcript is spliced from 31 exons. Gene Ontology annotation, molecular function: protein binding. The coding region runs from base 32 to 4009 and encodes 1325 amino acids. Gene Ontology annotation, biological process: synapse organization. NCBI's taxonomy places the organism in Eukaryota, Metazoa, Chordata, Lepidosauria, Squamata, Viperidae. Gene Ontology annotation, cellular component: presynaptic active zone. The record is from RefSeq and is a predicted model, not a curated record.
CUCUAGCACAGGCAAUUUGCAAAGUAUUGCCAUGAUGUGUGAGGUAAUGCCUACCAUUAGUGAGGGUGACCCCUUAGGGCCACAGCCAGGCUCUGAUUCUGAUGCCAACUUUGAACAGCUGAUGGUGAACAUGCUUGAUGAGAGAGAUAAACUGCUAGAGACUCUUCGGGAAACACGUGAGACACUAUCUGUGACUCAGGGCCGGCUGCAAGAGACUGUGCAUGAGCGAGACCAAUUGCAGAGACAGUUAAACUCUGCUCUACCUCAGGAAUUUGCCACAUUGACCAGGGAACUCAAUGCAUGUCGAGAGCAGCUGUUGGAAAGGGAAGAGGAGAUCUCUGAGCUGAAAGCAGAACGCAACAAUACGCGGCUUUUGUUGGAGCACUUGGAGUGCCUGGUCUCGAGGCAUGAACGCUCUCUGAGGAUGACUGUAGUGAAGCGGCAAGCUCAGUCUCCGUCAGGGGUUUCCAGUGAGGUUGAAGUUCUGAAAGCCCUGAAGUCUUUAUUUGAACAUCAUAAAGCAUUGGAUGAGAAGGUAAGAGAACGCCUAAGAGCAGCACUGGAACGAGUAGCGACACUAGAAGAACAGCUGUCCAGUGCCCACCAGCAAGUAAAUGCUCUUCAACAAGGAUCUUCCCAAAGGGAAGCACCUGUAGGGGAAGAUGAAAAAAGGACUGAGGGCAAAGAAUCUGGGCAGAAAAUGCUUUGGAAGAGACUCCCUAAUGGCUCUAUACACCCAGAUGAUGAAGCAAGUCAGAUUGUGGAAUUGCAGGAGCUUCUAGAGAAACAAAACUUUGAACUAGCGCAAGCUAAAGAACGGUUAGCUGGUCUGGCUGCCAGUGUUGCUGAGCUUGAAGAAGAUCUAAACACAGCCAGGAGGGACCUCAUCAAAUCUGAAGAAAUGAGCAGCAAGUACCAGAGGGACCUACGAGAGGCUUUGGCACAAAAAGAAGACAUGGAGGAGAGGAUAACUACCCUAGAGAAACGCUAUCUGGCAGCCCAGAGAGAAGCCACUUCCAUUCAUGACCUUAAUGACAAGUUGGAAAAUGAGCUUGCCAAUAAAGAUUCUCUCCAUCGCCAGUGUGAAGAGAAGGCCAGGCAUCUUCAGGAGCUUCUGGAGCUGGCGGAGCAGAAACUGCAGCAGACAAUGAGGAAAGCUGAGACUCUGCCUGAGGUGGAAGCUGAGCUAGCGCAAAGAAUAGCAGCUCUUACCAAGGCUGAGGAAAGGCAUGGCAGUAUUGAAGAACGACUGCGGCAACUGGAAACUCAGCUGGAGGAGAAGAACCAAGAAUUGUCACGGGCCCGUCAACGGGAAAAAAUGAAUGAGGAACAUAACAAGAGGCUCUCUGAUACUGUGGACAGGCUGCUGAGUGAGUCCAAUGAGAGACUUCAGCUUCAUCUUAAAGAAAGAAUGGCAGCCCUUGAAGAAAAGAACACACUGUUGCAAGAAUUGGAAAAUACUCAAAAACAGAUUGAAGAGCAGCAGCAUGACAAGAGGAGGCUGUCUGAUGAAAUUGACAGGUUGAGACUAGAAAUUGACCAAUUAAAGGCAAGAAGUGGACCUUUACUUGACAGUGUACACACCAGGUGGGAAGAAAAACUCAUUUUCCCAAAAAUAAUUAUUAUGGGCAUAGGGAAAGGAUUGGUUCAGGGACAGCACAUCAAAGGACAUAAUGCCAGGAAGUCCUUUGUUGGAAGUACUCCUGAUCUCAGAUACCCAUUGAGUACUAUGGUCCAUCCAUCCACAGACCCCUUUGCAACAUCUAGUCUUCAUCGGGCACCAAAGAGCCGUUUUGUUGCUCUGCAGGAAGAACCCUCCAAGCCACCAGCAACUCAGUCCUAUUGGGAUGAGAUGGUUCCUCGGGUAACUUGGACCAAUGCCAUGCAAAGCUUUAAAAGUGAUCACAUAAACCUUGAAUUACACCUGGAAGCAAAUUGGCAACCAGCUCGUGGAAGAGUGCUGAAAGAUGGACCACUGCAGGAAUCCCAAAGACUGCUCAUGCUGCCAGUUGAUUGGGAGCAUGGUCAAACAAGUGGCAUCCUGAGUACUUCACCUCACACUUUUGAUAGUGAUCCGGAGAUUUCUGAUGUUGAUGAGGAUGACCAAGAAACAGUCUUCAGCUCUAUGGACAUGCUGUCUCCCAGUGGUCACUCUGAUGCCCAGACUCUUGCCAUGAUGCUGCAGGAACAACUGGAUGCCAUCAAUGAGGAGAUUAGAAUGAUCCAGGAGGAGAAAGAAUCAACUGAACUGCGGGCUGAACAGUUAGAAAGCCGUGUCACCAGUGGUAGCAUGGAAGCCCUAAAUCUGACACAGUUACGCAAGAGAGCGUCCAUCCCCACAUCUUUAACUGCCCUGUCUCUGGCAAGCUCAUCUCCUCCUGUCAGUGGACGUUCCACUCCAAAACUCACCUCUCGCAGCACAGCUCAGGACCUUGAUCGAAUAUGCAGUAUGACGCUGCCAAGUGAUUUGAGGAAACACCGGAGGAAACUACUUUCACCAGCUGGUCGAGAUGAGAGUCGAGAAGAUAAAACGACCAUCAAAUGUGAGACUUCUCCUCCUUCUUCACCCAGGAGCCUCAGGCUGGAGAAACUUGGACAUCCUGCUUUUGGUCAGGAUGAAGGCAAGAGUUUUCUAGAGGAUCAAGCAAGUAACCCCAGCAGCAGUAAUAGCAGCCAGGAUUCACUGCAUAAAGGCUCCAAGAGGAAAGGCAUCAAAUCUUCAAUUGGACGCCUGUUUGGAAAGAAAGAAAAAGGACGCUUAAUCCAACUGAGCAGAGAAGGCGCUACUGGGCAAGUUUUGCUAACGGAUGCAGAAAUGAACAUUCAGGACUCUCUUGGUCUUGGCAAGCUAGGAGCCCAAGCAGAAAAAGAUCGACGGCUCAAAAAAAAACAUGAACUUUUGGAAGAUGCUAGAAGAAAGGGUAUUCCCUUUGCUCAGUGGGAUGGCCCAACUGUGGUCUCCUGGUUGGAGCUUUGGGUGGGCAUGCCUGCCUGGUAUGUUGCAGCUUGCAGAGCUAAUGUGAAAAGCGGGGCAAUUAUGUCUGCCUUGUCAGAUACAGAGAUCCAGAGGGAAAUUGGAAUUAGUAAUGCCCUUCACAGGUUAAAACUGCGCUUGGCAAUCCAGGAAAUGGUGUCUCUCACAAGUCCUUCUGCUCCACCCACCUCCAGAACAUCAUCUGGAAAUGUCUGGGUUACUCAUGAAGAAAUGGAAACCAUGGCUCCUUCAACCAAAAUGGAUACUGAGGAAGGCAGUUGGGCACAGACUCUGGCGUAUGGGGACAUGAACCAUGAAUGGAUAGGGAAUGAAUGGCUUCCUAGUUUAGGUCUACCACAGUAUCGUAGUUACUUCAUGGAAUGUCUUGUGGAUGCGCGGAUGUUGGAUCAUCUGACUAAGAAAGACCUUCGAGUACACUUGAAGAUGGUAGACAGUUUCCAUCGAACAAGUCUCCAGUAUGGGAUUAUGUGCCUCAAAAGACUGAACUAUGAUAGAAAGGAGCUGGAGAAGAGGCGGGAAGAAAGCCAGCAUGAAAUCAAAGAUGUGUUGGUCUGGACAAAUGAUCAAGUAAUUCACUGGAUUCAAUCUAUUGGGCUUAGAGAAUAUGCCAACAACAUCAUUGAAAGUGGAGUCCAUGGUGCACUUAUUGCUCUGGAUGAAAAUUUUGAUUAUAAUAGUCUGGCACUUAUUUUACAAAUUCCCACUCAGAAUACUCAGGCACGGCAAGUGAUGGAGAGAGAAUUUAACAAUCUUCUUGCCUUGGGUACUGACAGACGACUUGAUGAUGGUGAAGACAAGACUUUUCGGCGAACUCCUUCUUGGCGAAAGCGUUUCCGCCCUCGAGACUUUCACAGUAUCACCAUGGUUAGUGGGUCAGCAGAAACACUUCCAGCAGGGUUUCGAGUGACCUCUUUGGUGCCUCUGCCACCUCCUUCAGCACCACCGAAGAAAAUGCCACCAGAAGCACAUUCCCACUAUCUUUAUGGUUACAUGCUGGCUGCUUUCCGGGAGUAGGAGAUUAUGCCUGCUCCUUUAGCUCCAAAGAACAGAAGCUACUGGUCAAUCAUUUUAGGCCUCAUGGCCAGCAGAACAUUCUUCCUCCUGCUUGUAUACAACCCCCUGAUCUCCUGUUUGUAUCCUUAACUCCCAAUUAAAUCUUUUCCCUUGGCUUUAAAGAUACCCUCAUUGAGAAAGAGAACAGGCUUCUCUGUCUCUAAGUCUGCACUAUGUAUGACACAAUGAUUUUGACAUAGGUUUGGUAAGAAGUGGGUGCACCUUAAUGCUGGUCUGCAGCAGUUCCUGCACCAUUGUCUGCCUGUGCUACACUCUGCCAUUAUGCCUGAGAGCAGCAGAAGCUGCUUGUUCCUACUGUACAGUUUGGACCUAAUAAGACAAUCACCAAGAAACAAGGCAAAUGAAGAUGGGAAAGCCCAGCUCUGAACUCUUCCUCAGGUGCAUUGGGCUUCUGCUGGAGCUUCUCAUCGCACCACAAGACAUUUCUGUCCAUGGACAACAUAGGUCCUCAGUUAAGAAAUACCCAGGCUAGAAACAAAAUGGACUGGUGCUUGAUGGAGAGAAGUUGGUUACCAAGCAAGUUUUGUAUGGGCUUUUCUUAGAUCCCAUGUUCAUGUGUGGAAGAAAAUGAAACCCAAUACUGGGAAAGCAGAAGAUGUUCUUGGACAUCUCUGUACCAGGAGUACUCUCUUUUUCACAUAGACAGAUAGAAAAUUCCCUUUCCUUCUCUCUGCAUCUACAGGUAGCCUGUGAUCCCCACAAAAUUUUAGCUGUUACUAUUUCUCUCUCCUAGGGUAGGAUCUGUUUGUCUCUUCAUGAUGCCUUUUGCCUUGUGUGCCCCCCCUAUUACUGACGUGGUAUUUCUUGGUGGCUGGAAUGCCAUAUAUUCCUACAGUGCUGUUUGAAAGUGCAAUAUCCAAGAGACUGUACAGUUGCAAUGUCUUUUUUGGUGUACGACUUGCCUAAUACAGUAUUAAAUAUUUUUUUAAUUUACAGAGUAAGUGACCCCUUUAUAUGAAUAAUCUCUUUCUUUUGUUAUAUUGGUACUGCAUGGAUUCCAAACCCUGCAAAUAGGUCAGGAAUGGGUGUAUGUGUGUUCCAAUAAAUCUGAUUUUAAA